CUGCUUUAACAGCAAGAGGAAGCCACGUUUGCUUUGCCAAUGGUCUCGGCAAGCAGGAAUUCAGGGGACACUGGCCUCCAGAUGGCCCGGAACUCCCUGCACUAAGUUCUAGGGGCACGACACCCAUUGGUAGCCAUGAUGCUCACCAAGAUUGUGCUGGCGGUGUCGGCAUUGCCGCUGUUGAGGGCAGCGUCGCCCGCCGUGGAGGUGACAGAGUUGCCGGGACUCGUCGAACCGAUCAACUUCAGGCAUUACUCGGGCUUCCUGCACGGUGCCGAAGGCCGAAUGCUUCACUACUGGUUCCUGGAAAGCGAGCGCUCUCCGACCGAGGAUCCGGUGCUGCUGUGGAUGAAUGGAGGACCCGGAUGUAGCUCACUCGUUGGUCUUUCCAUGGAGCUGGGUCCGUUCCGAAUCGAUCCUUCGGGCGUGAACGUAACCUUGAACCCGUUCAGCUGGAACAAGGUUGCGAACGUGAUAUUCCUUGAGGUUCCGGCGGGGGUCGGUUACUCGUACGACCCUUCCGGGAGCAACUCCAGUGACGACUUCCAGGCCACGGAAGACAACUACCGGGCGGUACUGGAGUUCUUCGACAACUUCCCUCAGUUCAGGCAGAACGAGUUCUACGUGACUGGCGAGAGCUAUGCCGGCGUUUUCGUUCCCCUGCUUACUCAACGGCUCCUCGAGCAACCCCACGGGAUAAACCUCAAGGGUUACGCCAUCGGCAACGGGGCGGUGGAUUUCGAGAUUCACGGCAAGGCGAUCAUGUUUUUCGGCUACUACCACGGCCUCUUCGGAGACGACCUUUGGGACGACGUCACGACGCAUUGCUGCAAUGGUACUGUCUCGAAGGAGACCGUGCGAUUUCGCCUGGUACACCCACGACCCAACUGCGUUGACCCAGUGAACGUCGCUUACGAUAUCAUCCUAGAGGAAGGGCUGAACUUGUACAACCUCUACGUGCCAUGUGAAAUUAAAACGCUACCACGAGAACUGCUGUCGAGGCGGCAUCCGGAGAUCACCAGCCAAUACGCAACGAAGAAGCUUCUGACCAAGACACUCGGCCUGCGAACCUCGGACAGUGACGCAGACCAUAACUGCUACAACCAGGACAACUUGCUGCUCUACUACAACAGACGUGACGUCAUCGAAGCGCUGCACGUUGAGCAGACUCCUCAUGUGUGGGUGCCGUGCUCAAAAGUCCUAAACUUCACCGAGGAGCACUUGACCAUGCGGGAGGUAGUCCAACAACUGCAGGCCCAAUCUGGCCAUCUCAAAGCGCUGAUCUAUCACGGCGACGUUGACAUGGCCUGCCCUUUCCAAGGAGGCGAAUGGUUCACUCGCAGCUUGGGAUAUAAGAGCACCUCGCUGUACAGGAUGUGGCACGUCGGACCACUCAUUGCCGGUUUCGUGGAGAACUUCGCCAACAACAUCACUUUCGUCACCGUAAAGCGUGCUAACAGCGUUCACGCUUUUGGAAAGAGUGCCCACAUUUCAGCCUUGCGCCACGUGUCACGUUCAAGGCCGAGUGUCAAGGGCUACUGUGGAGGACGUCAGAACAGGGAUGUCUACGUAGACAAGCAGCGUCAAGGGUGCCGGCCACAUGGUUCCGAUGGACAAACCGCUGGAAUCACUGGUGAUGAUAACCAACUUUCUUACAAACCAGACGUUCAAAUGAAAAAAAAAAUUGAAAAGUUAAAAUGGUAAGGAUUUGCAAAGUGCAAUAAAAAGCGUGGUUUCCGUUCA
Messenger RNA from Rhipicephalus microplus (southern cattle tick), 1743 nucleotides. Its product is annotated as lysosomal protective protein. NCBI's taxonomy places the organism in Eukaryota, Metazoa, Arthropoda, Arachnida, Ixodida, Ixodidae. Gene Ontology annotation, biological process: proteolysis. The record is from RefSeq and is a predicted model, not a curated record. Gene Ontology annotation, molecular function: serine-type carboxypeptidase activity.